Molecule: messenger RNA, 585 nt
Organism: Phyllostomus discolor (pale spear-nosed bat)
Lineage: Eukaryota; Metazoa; Chordata; Mammalia; Chiroptera; Phyllostomidae
Product: RNA polymerase II subunit A C-terminal domain phosphatase SSU72-like
Exons: 1
Coding region: 1-585 (194 amino acids)
Biological process (GO): termination of RNA polymerase II transcription
Cellular component (GO): nucleus; mRNA cleavage and polyadenylation specificity factor complex
Molecular function (GO): RNA polymerase II CTD heptapeptide repeat phosphatase activity
Source: RefSeq, a predicted model, not a curated record
AUGGCUUCAGCCUCGCUGCGGGUGGCAGUAGUGUGCUCCAGCAACCAAAAUCGGAGCAUGGAAGCCCACCAUCUCCUCAAGAGGAAGGGAUUCGCUGUCCGGUCCUUUGGAACAGGGACUCAUGUGAGGCUUCCAGGACCAUCAGCUGACCAGCCCAAUGUUUAUGAUUUCAAUACCACUUAUGAUGAAAUGUACAGAGAUCUUGUUAAGAAAGACAAAGAGCUCUAUACAAAGAAUGGCAUUUUGCGUAUGUUGGAAAGAAAUAAGGAGAUCAAGCCAAGGCCUGAAAGGUUCCAGAACUGCAGAGAUGUAUUCGACCUGAUCCUCACUUGCGAAGAGCAAGUUUACGACCAGGUGGUGGAAGAACUGAAUUCCAGAAAGCGUGUGACCUUCCAGCUGGUGCACGUGGUUAACCUGAAUAUCAGAGAUAACUUCAAAGAGGCCAGCCUGGGGGCAUUCCUGUUCUCUGAGUUCUGCCAGUGCUUUCAGCUCUUGGAUGACGUGAACAAGGAGAUCGGGGAAGUGCUCCUGGAAUUCGAGGAGAAUAGUGGCCAGACCUUCCUGCAUACCGUCUGCUUCUACUGA